ACAGUAAUUAUUAUAAGCAAUUAUACACCUGCACACGAUUUAAACUAGAAAUAAAUUAAUAUUGUUCACUGCGAACAUUACGGUUUUUAUGCACCUACAAAUCCUUACUGUUUAUGCAAGACGCGGGUUGUUUUGUGCUUCGUGCUGUGAAUGAAAGGCGACAUACGGCCUACUUUUUAUAAUUGACGGAUGAUUAUGGCGGCACUAAAUUGCAGAAUGUCGCUUAUCCUGAAUAAAAUACUCACGAAGCCGAGUGCUGUAUUUGUGCAUUCUGUGUGGUUAACAAAGAGGACAGAUAGAUUUUUAUCCUGUUUUGGAACUAACAAUCAGCUCCACCGUGAGAAGGGUAACGUUUCGUACAGAAAUGUAAUGACCGGGAAAGUGGACAGGUUCGGUGGAAUCACUGUGCACCUCGACGAACGAGACUUUUCACCGGACGUCAGUGAACGUACCUUCAGUUUUCAACUGCGAGACUCUCUCAGCCAAUGGAGGGCGGAGGGUCGUGUCGCGGUGUGGCUGCACGUGCCCAUCGCCCAGAGCCGCUACAUUGCCAUGGCUGCUGAGCACGGCUUCACCUUCCACCAUGCGCGGCAGGACCGGUCCACCCUCUGCCUGUGGCUCUCGGAGGGCAAGAGCAGACUGCCCGCGUUCGCCACACACCAGGUCGGAGUCGCAGGCGCGGUCCUCGAUGAGUCAAGCAGAAAAGUUCUGGUCGUACAAGACAAAAACAAGACAAAAAAUGCAUGGAAGUUCCCUGGCGGUCUCUCAGACCCAGGAGAAAAUAUUGGUGACACAGCAGUCCGCGAGGUGUUGGAGGAGACAGGGGUGCAGGCGGAAUUUCAGUCCCUCCUGAGCAUCAGGCAACAGCACAACCACCCCGGAGCGUUCGGAAUGUCCGACAUGUACUUGAUCUGCCGCCUGCGGCCACUGACGUUCCACAUAGACUUCUGCACCCAGGAGUGCCUGCGCUGUGAGUGGCUCCCCUUGGAGGAGCUGGCACACACCGACGCCACCACGCCCAUCACCAGCCGUGUCGCCAGGCUCCUCCUGUACGGCUUGCACCACGGCUUCCACCACAUCGACCUGCCUGUGGAGCAGCUACCCGCUGUCUACUCUGGAAUGUUCUACCAGCUCUACCACAGGGCACUGCCCGUGACUGCGGCCUGACUCAGGGACGUGCGAUGAGAGCUUUCUCAGGAUUUCACGCCCCACUUCUUCAUUUUUUACUUAGCCCCAAUUGUUUAUUUGGCCUUCUGUAAUUUUUCCAUAAACUUGUGAGCCAAUGUAUAUCCUCAGGUAAAAACAGUUUUACUGUGUAAUCCUGUUUAGGAAUUUAAGACAGGAUAAUUGAUCUGAAGAAAAAGCAGUAUGGACACACUCUCAACUCUAAAACGGGUCGAGAUGUGCCCCCCUCCCCUCAGCUCUCUAAUGCGCUGUGGUGGCCUCAUCCCCACACAAAACUCCCCAACUCAAUAGUGACAGAAAUAUCUUUCUCUACCACCAUGGCAAUGCAUUAAUUAAACAUAUUGUUAGCUAUGUGGAGGCUGGAUGGUGGUGGGGGGAGAGCAGGCGAUGAUCAUCUCUGUGAGGAGUGUUUGCCUGAUUAAGGCGAUAUCACAAACCCCUUUCCCCGUUUCCCACACCAGCCCUUUCUGUUCCCUGCAGGCUUAAAGGGGCUGGUCUGUAGGGGUCUGGCUGCUGGAAGCUUGCAGUCUCAGACCUGUUAAUAUACUGUGCUGUACAUCAGUGUCUUGGGGGUAUUUAUGAGUGCUGUGCUCCUCUACAGCUGUGUGAGAGCACCGGAUGCCAUGAUGCCAUUCAUGGAGAUGGUUUCUCGAGUAGAGAUGCAUACAGGAAAUGAUAAUCUUUUAAUGUGAAUGGUUGGACUUUUAAAUUACGACAGCACAAGUUAGAAGGACUUCAGUAGAGGUGCAGAUGGUAUAAGUAUCAUGGAGUUGGGUUUGAGCAUAUAACCUGUGUUUGGACUGUAACCAACGAAACGCUGGCAAUUAAAUAAAGACUUUGGAUCAACCAGCCAACAACUAAA
This is a messenger RNA of Anguilla rostrata (American eel), 2047 nucleotides long. It is a transcript of the gene nudt6, whose product is annotated as nudix (nucleoside diphosphate linked moiety X)-type motif 6. The coding region runs from base 190 to 1167 and encodes 325 amino acids. The record is from RefSeq and is a predicted model, not a curated record. The transcript is spliced from 5 exons. NCBI's taxonomy places the organism in Eukaryota, Metazoa, Chordata, Actinopteri, Anguilliformes, Anguillidae. Gene Ontology annotation, molecular function: NADH pyrophosphatase activity; NAD binding; ADP-ribose diphosphatase activity.